AUGGCUGGGGCCCACACACUUCCGGAUCUGGACCCUGGACUUCCUAAAGGAAACUCUGUGCCUGCAAUUGCCACGUCCAGUCCUAUAACCUGGUUCCUGGAACCCACAUCUACCAGCGUUGCCACUGGGCAAGGAAAACCUUUAACUUACGCCCUGGGUGUUACCUGUCCACAGUUUCCUGGUGGCUCACCGCUUCUGCCUGCUCCAGCCUUGCUCCGGCAGCUUCAAGGCUUCUGGGCUUCAGAGCUUGUUGUGAAAGCUUGCUGCUUUGGCCUGCUACCCCUGCUUCAGGUUGCUGUUGUGAAACUAAAAAAUGCAGAUAAGGUAUUUGCCAUGAAAAUACUGAAUAAAUGGGAAAUGCUGAAAAGAGCUGAGACAGCAUGUUUUCGUGAAGAAAGGGAUGUGUUAGUGAAUGGAGACAAUAAGUGGAUUACAACUUUGCAUUAUGCUUUCCAGGAUGACAAUAACUUAUACCUGGUUAUGGAUUAUUACGUUGGUGGGGAUUUGCUUACUCUGCUCAGCAAAUUUGAAGAUAGAUUGCCUGAGGAUAUGGCUCGAUUUUACUUGGCUGAGAUGGUGAUAGCAAUUGACUCAGUUCAUCAGCUCCAUUACGUACACAGGGACAUCAAACCUGACAAUAUAUUGAUGGAUAUGAAUGGACAUAUUCGGUUAGCAGACUUUGGUUCUUGUCUGAAGCUGAUGGAAGAUGGAACGGUCCAGUCCUCAGUGGCGGUUGGAACUCCAGAUUAUAUCUCUCCUGAAAUCCUUCAAGCCAUGGAAGAUGGAAAAGGCAGAUAUGGACCUGAGUGUGACUGGUGGUCCUUGGGGGUCUGUAUGUAUGAAAUGCUUUAUGGAGAAACACCAUUUUAUGCAGAAUCUCUUGUGGAGACAUAUGGAAAAAUCAUGAAUCACAAAGAGAGGUUUCAGUUUCCAGCUCAAAUGACAGAUGUGUCUGAAAAUGCUAAGGAUCUUAUUCGAAGGCUCAUUUGCAGCAGAGAACAUCGACUUGGUCAAAAUGGAAUAGAGGACUUUAAGAAACACCCAUUUUUCAAUGGAAUUGAUUGGGAUAAUAUUCGAAACUGUGAAGCACCUUAUAUUCCAGAAGUUAGUAGCCCAACAGAUACAUCAAAUUUUGAUGUGGAUGAUGAUUGUUUAAAGAAUUCUGAAACGAUGCCCCCACCAACACAUACUGCAUUUUCUGGCCACCAUCUGCCAUUUGUUGGUUUUACCUAUACUAGUAGCUGUGUUCUUUCUGAUAGGAGCUGUUUAAGAGUUACAGCUGGUCCUACUUCACUGGAUCUUGAUGUUAAUGUUCAGAGAACUCUAGAUAACAACUUAGCAACAGAAGCUUAUGAAAGAAGAAUUAAGCGCCUAGAACAGGAGAAACUUGAACUUAGUAGAAAGCUUCAAGAGUCAACACAGACUGUCCAAGCUCUCCAGUAUUCAACUGCUGAUGGUCCACUAACAGCAAGCAAAGAUUUAGAAAUAAAAACCUUAAAAGAAGAAAUUGAAAAACUAAGGAAACAAAUAAGAGAAUCAAGUCACUUGGAACAACAACUUGAAGAAGCUAAUUCUGUGAGGCGAGAACUAGAUGAUGCUUUUAGACAAAUCAAGGCUUAUGAAAAGCAAAUCAAAACAUUACAACAAGAAAGAGAAGAAUUAAAUAAGGAACUAGUCCAGGCUAGUGAGCGAUUAAAAAACCAAUCCAAAGAGCUGAAAGAUGCACACUGUCAGAGGAAACUGGCCAUGCAGGAAUUCAUGGAGAUCAAUGAGCGGCUAACAGAGUUGCACACCCAAAAACAGAAACUUGCUCGCCAUGUCCGAGAUAAGGAAGAAGAGGUGGACCUGGUGAUGCAAAAAGUUGAAAGCUUAAGGCAAGAGCUGCGCAGAACAGAAAGAGCCAAAAAAGAGCUGGAAGUUCAUACAGAAGCCGUAGCUGCUGAAGCAUCUAAAGACAGGAAACUGCGUGAACAGAGCGAGCACUAUUCUAAGCAACUGGAAAAUGAGUUGGAGGGACUGAAGCAAAAACAAAUUAGUUACUCACCAGGAGUAUACAGCAUAGAACAUCAGCAAGAGAUAACUAAAUUAAAGACUGAUUUGGAAAAGAAAAGUAUCUUUUAUGAAGAAGAAUUAUCCAAAAGAGAAGGAAUACAUGCAAAUGAAAUUAAAAAUCUGAAGAAAGAGCUACAUGACUCAGAAGGCCAGCAACUUGCUCUGAACAAAGAAAUUAUGAUUUUGAAAGACAAAUUAGAAAAAAACAGGAGAGAGAGUCAAAGUGAAAGGGAAGAAUUUGAAAAUGAGUUCAAACAGCAGUAUGAACGAGAAAAAGUAUUACUAACUGAAGAAAAUAAAAAACUGACAAGUGAACUUGAUAAGCUCACCACCUUGUAUGAGAACUUAAGCAUGCGCAACCAGCAGUUAGAAGAGGAGGUGAAAGAUCUCGCAGACAAGAAAGAAUCAGUUGCACAUUGGGAAGCCCAAAUCACAGAAAUCAUUCAGUGGGUCAGUGAUGAAAAGGAUGCACGAGGCUAUCUGCAGGCCUUAGCUUCUAAAAUGACUGAAGAAUUAGAAGCAUUAAGAAAUUCCAGCUUGGGUGCACGAGCAACAGAUAUGCCCUGGAAAAUGCGUCGUUUUGCGAAACUGGAUAUGUCAGCUAGAUUGGAGUUGCAGUCAGCUCUGGACGCAGAAAUAAGAGCCAAACAGGCCAUCCAGGAAGAGCUGAAUAAAGUGAAAGCAUCUAACAUCAUAACAGAAUGUAAACUAAAAGAUUCAGAGAAGAAGAACUUGGAACUAUUAUCAGAAAUUGAACAACUGAUAAAGGACACUGAGGAGCUUAGAUCUGAAAAGGGUAUAGAGCACCAGGACUCACAGCAUUCUUUCUUGGCAUUUUUGAAUGCGCCUGCCGAUGCUCUGGAUCAAUUUGAAGAUUCCUUUUCUUCUUCCUCAUCUUCACUGAUUGAUUUUUUGGAUGACCGCUCUCCAUCCUGUACUCCAGCUAGCAAAGGCAGACGUACCGACCCCGUUGAGAACACAUAUGUACGGAAUCCGAACGUCAAGUUUUACAUCCAGUCAAGGCCCACCUCUCCUUCCACAUCUAGUGAAGCUGAGCCCGUUCAGACUGUAGACUGUACUCCACUUCCAGUUCACACACCAACUUUAAAGAAAAAGGCAUGCCCCGGUUCAACUGGCCUUCCACCUAAGCGCAAGACUCACCAGUUUUUUGUCAAAUCUUUUACUACUCCUACCAAGUGUCAUCAGUGUACCUCUUUGAUGGUGGGUUUGAUAAGACAGGGCUGUGCCUGUGAAGUAUGUGGAUUCUCGUGUCAUAUAACUUGUGUAAACAAAGCUCCCACUGUGUGUCCAGUUCCUCCUGAACAGACGAAAGGCCCCCUGGGUAUAGACCCUCAGAAAGGAAUAGGAACAGCGUACGAAGGUCAUGUCAGGAUCCCUAAGCCAGCUGGAGUGAAGAAAGGAUGGCAAAGAGCACUGGCUGUAGUUUGUGACUUCAAACUCUUUCUGUACGAUAUUGCUGAAAGCAAAGCAUCUCAGCCCAGUGUCAUAGUCAGUCAAGUGAUUGACAUGAGGGAUGAAGAAUUUUCUGUGAGUUCAGUUUUGGCUUCUGAUGUUAUUCAUGCAGGUCGAAAAGAUAUACCCUGUAUAUUUAGAGUCACAACUUCCCAGCUUUCAGCAUCUAAUAACAAAUGUUCGAUCCUGAUGCUAGCAGAUAGUGAGAAUGAGAAGACUAAGUGGGUGGGAGUGCUCAGCGAAUUGCACAAGAUUUUGAAGAAGAACAAAUUCAGAGACCGCUCAGUCUAUGUUCCCAAAGAGGCUUAUGACAGCACUCUACCCCUCAUUAAAACAACCCAGGCAGCUGCAAUCAUAGAUCAUGAAAGGAUAGCUUUGGGAAAUGAAGAAGGUUUAUUUGUUGUGCAUGUCACCAAAGAUGAAAUUAUUAGAGUUGGUGACAAUAAGAAGAUUCAUCAGAUUGAACUCAUUCCAAAUGAUCAGCUGGUUGCUGUGAUCUCAGGACGAAAUCGUCACGUACGACUUUUUCCUAUGUCAGCUUUGGAUGGACGCGAGACUGAUUUUUAUAAGCUGGCAGAAACUAAAGGGUGUCAAACCAUAACUUCUGGGAAAGUGCGCCAUGGAGCUCUUACCUGCCUGUGUGUGGCUAUGAAAAGGCAGGUCCUCUGUUACGAACUAUUUCAGAGCAAGAGCCGCCACAGAAAAUUUAAGGAAAUUCAAGUCCCAUAUAAUGUCCAGUGGAUGGCAAUCUUCAGUGAACACCUCUGUGUGGGGUUCCAGUCAGGAUUUCUGAGAUACCCCUUGAAUGGAGAAGGAAGUCCAUACAGCAUGCUCCAUUCAAACGACCACACGCUAUCAUUUAUUGCACAUCAGCCAAUGGAUGCCAUCUGCGCAGUGGAGAUCUCCAGUAAAGAAUACCUGCUGUGUUUUAACAGCAUUGGGAUGUACACUGACUGCCAGGGCCGAAGGUCUAGACAGCAGGAAUUGAUGUGGCCAGCAAGCCCUUCCUCUUGUUGUUACAAUGCGCCGUAUCUCUCAGUGUACAGCGAGAAUGCGGUUGACAUCUUUGAUGUGAACUCCAUGGAAUGGAUUCAGACUCUCCCACUCAAAAAGGUUCGACCCUUAAACAGUGAAGGAUCAUUAAAUCUUUUAGGGUUGGAGACAAUUAGAUUAAUAUAUUUCAAAAAUAAGAUGGCAGAAGGGGAUGAACUGGUAGUUCCUGAAACAUCAGAUAAUAGUCGGAAACAAAUGGUUAGAAAUAUUAACAAUAAGCGGCGUUAUUCCUUCAGAGUCCCAGAAGAGGAAAGGAUGCAACAGAGGAGAGAGAUGCUACGAGAUCCUGAAAUGAGAAAUAAAUUAAUUUCUAACCCAACUAACUUUAACCACAUAGCACACAUGGGUCCAGGAGAUGGAAUACAGAUCCUAAAAGACUUACCCAUGCCAGGCUUCCCUUAUCCAUCCCCUCAUCAUCACUCCGGUCUGAUCUCCUCUCCGAUCAACUUUGAGCACAUCUAUCACAUGACUGUUAAUUCUGCUGAAAAUUUUCUCUCUCCUGAUUCCAUAAACCCUGAAUAUUCCCCGUCUCUACGCUCUGUCCCGGGUACACCAAGCUUUAUGACUCUGAGGAACCCUCGGCCUCAGGAAAGCCGGACAGUAUUCAGUGGCUCUGUCAGUAUUCCAUCAAUCACCAGAUCCCGCCCUGAACCCGGCCGCUCCAUGAGCGCCAGCAGUGGCCUGUCGGCAAGGUCAUCUGCACAGAAUGGCAGUGCACUGAAAAGAGAAUUCUCUGGAGGAAGCUACAGCGCAAAGCGACAGCCGCUGCCCUCGCCAUCAGAGGGCUCACUGUCUUCCGAAGGCAUGGACCAGGGGAGUGACGCCCCAGCCAGGGACUACGAUGGGGAGGACUCCGAUUCUCCGAGGCAUUCCACAGCUUCCAACAGUUCCAACCUGAGCAGCCCUCCCAGCCCCGUGUCACCUCGAAAGACCAAGAGCCUCUCUUUGGAGAGCACUGACCGCGGGACCUGGGAGCCAUGAACUGUUCGGCCCUCAGACCAGAGGCCAGGCCGCUUCUCUCUCAGCUCCCCUCUCCCCACUUCUCUCACUUCCACCUGUUCCCUCCACCUCUGCCUGAAGCACCCAGGGUGGGGAUUCAGGAAUUCCGACAAUGACUCCCUCGUCCACUUCGACUUCACAGCAACACCCAUAAAGGCACACUUUCACUGAGCAGCUUAGAUGAAUAUUGAUUUCAUUUCAUCCACUUAGAGUUGCUUUCCAUGAUAUUUCACCCCUUCCCCAAAAGGUAGCUUAAGUAGACAGAUUACACAGAUGUAAGCGCUAAGAAUAAGGUUAGACAGACUUUGUUUUCACAGUAGUCGCCCUGCAGCCCUGAGGGAGCACAUGGUCUCCAGUCGUCCCGCCAAAACCCACAGUGAAUGUCGACCCGAUUGUUGCCAGUAAAUCCUUAUUAACUAAAACAAUGCAUAUUUUACUACAAUACAGAGUUUAAAUAAAUACACAAAUGUAGAGGUUAAAUACUGAAUGUAUAUAGUAAAAAGAAGCAUCUUGUAUUCAACGAAAGAUGGAUGCAUAUAUAAGAGAGAGAUCAUUUAAUUUAAAGAAAUGUUUUGUUUCUUGUCUGUUUUCCAGCUACGUAAUUUAAAGGGUAGAAGGGCCUCAAGCUGACACUUAGAGGGACAGCGAGAGGAAUCAGGGUUCCCUUCAGUGCUGUCCUCACACUGGUGCAGGUCCCAGUGCCCUGGGAGCUUCAGGAAAACAUUCUGCUUUGGUUUCAGUGGUUCGGGGUACGACCUGGGCACCAGACUGAUACCAUUUGAAGCCUCUUCAGCGGCAGCAUCAAAAGGCAAAUUACUUCUAUCCAAGAUACUUCUUUUCCUAGGAAUAGAAUUUGAGCCACACUUCUCAGUUUUUAUUAUAUUUUGGUACCUUCUGCAGAUGAAUGUAGAAAUGUAAUUUUGUCACCUGGUCCCUUCUGUCACAAGGAACGCUGUGGCUUCUGAAGGUCCAUAAAAGUGCUUUUAUGCUGGGCCACCCUCCCUCCUGAGUUGCAGUGUCGUGUCUGUCCCCUAGCUGAGCUGGCUCCUCUGCGAGCAGUCUGAUCGAGGGUUGUGUGCGCUUCCUCAGAUAAGCCUGGGAAAGGGGUUAAUUACCAAAUAAUAUAAAACCUCACAUGCAAGGACUUGAACAGCCUUAACCAAAUAUUCUUUCCCAAGCCCGGUAGGAAAUGCGCACCUGGCACGCUGGCUAAGCUCUCCCUCCCUCAGCUGCUGGCUCGCGCUGGUAGUUCCAGUUCCCUUUGAAUUCCUGCUGUUUCAAUUACCACGCGGAGAUGAGAUGCAGAAGCAGAGCUCGAUUUCUCCAGUCGUUAAACACGCGAGUAGAGAAAGUGAUAGAAAUAAAAACAAAAGUAAAGAGAAUCGGCCUCUCUUUUACUUUUUAUCUGUCUGAGAACUAAAAACGGGAUUUUCUCCUUUGUUGUUUCAACUCCAGCUGAAGUGGAGGAGCCUGCUGGUCUGCGCUGCAGCGUUGGCACUCUGCCCUCUCACCCCAAGCGUAGUUUCCCCUCCUGUUAGCAGCUGCCUGGUCUUCCCACCCCUGGGCGCAGGGAGCUGAGAAGACUUCCUAGGUGAGGCUGCCCUGUGGGGUCACUGAGGUUCAGUCAGGGGAGUCAGGAUCCUGUUUGGGGAUUAUAUUGCAAAAGGUUAUAGUAGAGAAGUUAAAAAUAACAGCUUUGACACACACGUGCUGCACUGGGCGCUUGCUCCAGUUUGGAUGAGCAGAACUUACUGCCCGGUCCUAACCUCUGACAGUCCUAACCUUCUUGUUUCCAGAAAAGGGGGGUCAUGUAAAAAUACUUUCUACAUCCGGCCCCCAGGGUCGGACCUUGAGUUUAUUUAUUGCCAUGCGACUGGUAGCUCCCUUAACUUGGCACUUGCCAGGAGAGGAGGGAGCCAGCCAGCCAGCCAGCGGCCAGCUCCCCUCCAUGCCUCCUGACCUGCCCCCACCCCACCCCUUCUCUUCCCAGGACUCUGCCAUUAGUUCAUAGCUUGGACAACUAAGCGUGACUUUUUGUUGCCUGUAGGUGAUUAUUUUUUAAAGGAUGCUUUCAGGAUUAGAAUGCGACCCUCCCUGAAGUGGACUCCAUCCACUACAGUGAGUCGUAGCCUUCAGCCUCCCAACAGGGCGGGUGAGCGAGCUUGUCCUGGCUGCCCGGCCCCCUGGGCCCGAGCCCGGAUCAACCGGUGGAGCGGGCACAGCACUUCCGGCCUUUCCACAGCAAUCCUAAGUGGCCUUGGCAGCGUGAUGGAGCAGCUCCAAAUAGGAUUAGAUUCUAACGGCAGGACUUGGGGGGAGAAGCUGCCAGGGUAACAGUUUAUAUUUUUUUGCAGGGGUGGGGGGUGUUGUUUCCAAGAUAAUCAUCCUACUGGUCUUAUCCCCAAUAUGAAGCAGGUACCUUCAGAAGCUGCUUUGAAGAAUGAUUUGAAAAGAUGGGGGAUGAGUGCCAGGGAAACAGAAAACAUGAUUAUUCAAAGGGCUGAGUAACCAAGGUCACGCCAUGGUAAGGUGUUCUGUGCUGUCUGAAGCUGUCCAUGGUUCUCGUGGAGGACAUUUUAAAACGUAUGUGUCAGCAGGAACUCAUUGCCCUGCUCAGUACAAAGGAGAAAGAGGCAUUUCUGGCAUAGUCUAUGUGUUGGCAUUUGGUGCUAUUAAUAUCUAUGUCCAGCCAAUUUGUUGUCUACCCUCAAUUCUGACUAAUCUCGUCAUGUGCUUUGGGCAUAUAAAAUUUUAUAUAUAUAUUUUUUUCAUUUUGCCAAAAACAAAGCCCGUCUUCUUAUCAAAUGAUUACUAAAGUAGAUUUCACUUCUUUAGUUCUGUCUACACUCACACCCUGCCCUUAGUGGUUUAUAUUUUCCAGGGAGCACCAGUUUUAAGGCUAUGAGAUACAACUAAAAAGGGUCCAUCUCUUUAGUUUUCCAAGCAAUUCUUGUACCCAGGCUUCAGGGAAGCAUCUGAAAUUCCCGUUAUGUUUACAGCAGCCAUCUGUCAUUCCCCGGCUGGCUCCCAGCCCUUGCCUUCCAUAUGGUUAGAAUCAUGUCAUUUUGUUACUUAGCGGCCACAUCCACUCCUGCGAAAGACCAGUCGCAUUUAUAUGGACUCUCAGGUAUCAUUAAAGAAAAGCCAGAGCAGGGCUGGGCAGACACCCCUGACCCCAUGUACAGGGCCCUUGGCCGGCCUGUGUGAUCACACACUGGUCUCCCAGCGAGGCGGGGCCUCGGAAAGCUCACCACCCACUUUCUGGAGAGAGGGGUACUCUCAGCGGCAGCCAGACUGCCACUGCCCGAAUCCACUGGGCACAGCACGGAAACAGUAGGGCAUUUCGCUCCCCCACACCCCGAGCCUAGCCCCUGAAUUAGAUAAGCCUCGUGACAGUUCCUUGAGCCCAUCUCAAAACCUCUUUCUUUGUUAUGACUUUAAUUAUUACUUGAGUCCAGAGUUCUCUAUAUAGAGUCCUGCUAGAUCUGAGGGCCUCGAUUUUAGUUGGCGCUCCAGCCCUGGCCAGUGGGCCGGGUACUCCUCUCCCUCCCCAGGGACAGCCAUUACACACAAGAAACCAUUUCAUUUCUGGGAGGAAAUUGAUGAAAACGAAUCAACCUUGAAAUUUCAUGAAAACAAAAUGACCUGCCUUUUUAUUUGAUAGUGUAAUAUCAUUUAUUUUAUAAAUUUUUUAGGGGUUUUUUUUCUCAUUGUAAUAUUAUUGUACAGUUUUGCAUGGCCUAGGUGUAAUCAUUUUUUUGUUUAGAAUAUAAUACUGAUAAACGUGUGUACGGAAGGGGAAGAGAUACUGCUUUGGCCUCUUAUCACUAUUUCCUUUUGUUUGGUUUGAUGCCUUCAAUGUCUUAGGGAACUUUAUAAGAGAUUCUCUGCUACCAAACAAUGGCGCGGAUUCUUUUGCACAGAAAUAUUUAAGGUGGGAUAGUAAAAAAUGUAACAAAAGACUCCUCGCCAAUAUUUUAUGUUGGUAUCACUAUUAACCAGACUUUGAUGUAUUGCAAUAAAACAGGGAACUGUUAGAAUUGA
Hipposideros armiger (great roundleaf bat) is the source of this 9621-nucleotide messenger RNA. It is a transcript of the gene CDC42BPA, whose product is annotated as CDC42 binding protein kinase alpha. The record is from RefSeq and is a predicted model, not a curated record. Gene Ontology annotation, molecular function: ATP binding; protein serine/threonine kinase activity. Gene Ontology annotation, cellular component: cytoskeleton; cytoplasm; actomyosin. Lineage: Eukaryota; Metazoa; Chordata; Mammalia; Chiroptera; Hipposideridae. Bases 1 to 5559 code for a protein of 1852 amino acids. Gene Ontology annotation, biological process: peptidyl-threonine phosphorylation; actomyosin structure organization. The transcript has 40 exons.